This is a messenger RNA of Protopolystoma xenopodis, 456 nucleotides long. The record is from the annotation of a GenBank genome assembly. Lineage: Eukaryota; Metazoa; Platyhelminthes; Monogenea; Polystomatidea; Polystomatidae.
GGAUACAGAGACUCUCUUUCAAAUCAAAGUGACCGUGAAGCCGCGCAGCAACAGCUCCGAUUGACUGAUAGCAAACUCUUAAUCAGUCACAAAGAUGUUCCUAAAAAUAGAUGGCACCCACCAGUCCCUAUACCCCCGGAAGAAAGAGGCCACGGUGUUAACCGGUGGGAUUACUACGUCUGCACUAAACUUGGUCCCGGCCAAACCACAUGGGUGCGACUGCCGAGCCUACGACCUGAACAUAUUGUAAAAGCUCGGGGCAUCCGUCGUUUGUUUACUGGCCGGCUGAACUCUCCAGUUCCAGGCGGCCUUGCAGGUGAAUUUCCCGGUGUUGAGGCUCACCUGCUUCGGGCUCAGAUCGCCCGAAUCACAGCGGCCAGCUGGAUAGCGCCUGCUGGCAUGUUUGAGGUGGACGAGGAAGCAGAACUAGAAGAGGGCGUAAGUAGAAAUCUAUAA